ACAUCGCCAACACUCAAGAAACGAACUCUUCAGUACCUGCACUUCAGUUACGCGCACCUCCCCGUCCUCCCCCCAUCCAUCGUGGCUGCCUGUCAAGGCCAAGUUCACGCAUUCGACUCUCAGGACCUCGUCAACACCUACAUCCCAGAUGGCCCUGAGACUGUCAUCUACACCUGUGAGCAGCAGCCGUGCCCCAACCAAACACCCCGAUCGAUCGAGCAGGAUUACCCACGGUACAAAGCGAUCAGAAGGGCCCAACAUCUGCUCGGCCCCCGCAGCACCCUCGCCUCCCGAUCCGCCUCACAACAUUCUCGCCCUGUCUCCCCCAGCUCUCGCCUUCCCCAAACUGUCACCGGUCCAAGUCAAGCGCGAGGAGAUCUCCCUCCAGACCCUGCGCCAGAGCCUGAGCCUGAGGAGAGUGCGAGUAAAGAAGGAGUCUCGGAGUCCGAGUCCGCGGAUUCUAUUCGGUCCGCCUCGCCGACAGCGCUCACCCCCGCGUCAGCAGUCCCUGACCGGAGGGCCAUCACAGCCGCCUCCGCCCCCGCGCCGUCCUCCGUCCCCCCCGUCGCCGAUAAUGUCUUCGCCCACUGCUGCCCCCGACAAGGAGACCCUGAAGCUCCUCCUCCCUCUCCGCUAUGA
This is a messenger RNA of Postia placenta MAD-698-R-SB12, 639 nucleotides long. RefSeq lists its product as hypothetical. The annotation marks the transcript as partial. NCBI's taxonomy places the organism in Eukaryota, Fungi, Basidiomycota, Agaricomycetes, Polyporales, Adustoporiaceae. The transcript has 4 exons. The record is from RefSeq and is a predicted model, not a curated record.